Mizuhopecten yessoensis (Yesso scallop) is the source of this 3235-nucleotide messenger RNA. Its product is annotated as sigma non-opioid intracellular receptor 1-like. The record is from RefSeq and is a predicted model, not a curated record. Bases 35 to 727 code for a protein of 230 amino acids. The transcript has 4 exons. Gene Ontology annotation, cellular component: endoplasmic reticulum. Lineage: Eukaryota; Metazoa; Mollusca; Bivalvia; Pectinida; Pectinidae.
AGUGCCAAAUUGACGUUGAAGAAAUACAAACAAGAUGUGGUCAACUUUCGGUUUUAUCUAUUCCGUAGUUAAAUGGAUAAUUCUCAUGGUAUUUCUGACACAUUGCGUGACCUUCUGGCUCAGAACAAAGACAUACUUAACAGACGAUGCAGAGAUUGCAGCCAUUGCAACCAAAUACGCCCAUACAGGUCAGGGAGUGGAGUUUGCCUAUAGUAAGAUCAAGACGGAGCUACGUAAGCGUUUCCCUGGACACAUCCUGUCCGAGGAGGAUGAACAGUGGAUGUUUAUGAAUGCUGGAGGUUGGAUGGGAAGCAUGUGUAUACUGCAUGCAUCCCUGACGGAAUACAUUUUGUUCUUUGGAACCGCUGUAGACACUUCAGGAAACUCGGGAAGGUAUUGGGCCAAUAUUUCAGACACAAUACUGACCGGGUCAUUCAGGCAGUGGAAGGAAGGGGAACUGUCCUCCAAAGUGUUUGCACCAGGAGAAACUGUUUUCCAUGGCUGGGGCGAAGUGUCCGCUGUCCAAUGGAAAGCUGGCACAUGGAUGGUGGAAUAUGGCCGCGGAUUCAUCCCUUCCACAUUGGGUUUUGCCUUAGCGGACACAUUCUUCAGCACAACAGACUUUGUGACACUGUUUUACACAUUGCGUGUAUAUAGCAAAGCAUUGUUAAUAGAAGCAGGAUCUUCCAUUGAUGAUUUUAGAGUCUAUUUGAAGGAAUUUUUAUGAUUUAGAAUUAUUUUGAAACAAAUCGGCUUCAAAAAAGAUCUCAUAUUCAUACUUGCUAACUUUUUGAAAUUUCCAUUGGAUUACAUAGAUAACACAUGUUCAGAAUUAAAACCAUAAAUAAAUAUGUGUAUGUAACCCCAAGGAAAAAAUAACAAUUUUAAAUGGCAUAUUUUGAGCUGUUCUUUCAGAUGAAAUCAGCAGAUCUUAGAAAGUAGGACCAGAUUCAGACUAAGCAAAUUCACUGGUUAAAAAUGCUCAAUUUAAGGGUCCAAAGAUGGGAGUCUCCCUCCUAAAUAGGGAGAGUUGGCAAGUAUGCAUAUCAAUAGCAGUGCUGAGAUUUUUAAAAUGCAUGGUGAUAUUCUUAAGUACUGGUACUUAUCUGUUAAUAUAAAUUUGGUCAUUUCUACUUUUUGAAGAUUAUAGAUAUGUAAACCAUCCAAAUAUCAUAAGAUAGUAUAAUUUUUCUAACACCAAUUUCAUUUGAUAUAAUAAAAAUACUGGUAAUGUAAAAUUUAAAUCAAAAAUUUCAUAUUAUAUUUUAGUUGGAUCAGUUAGGAUUUGUAUUUUGUAUAAAUAUUCACACCAAUGUUUAAAAAUUCAGUUACAGUCCCUCCAAUAGUGGAAAUUUCAGUUUUGGCGGUUUGAAGAAUCCUUGAAUAACAUAUUUAAGGAAAAAAAAAAUUUUUAAGGUGAGAAAAGAAAUGCGUUCAAAAGUUUUGAUAAAUAACAACACAUAGUUGGUAAAUCUUUGUUCUUUAAAUAUGUAUUUUAGAAUGAACAGAAAUGAAAACUGGUAAAGUGCUAUAUUGUUGGAGGCACCUCAGCUAGAUCAUGCAUAUCAUCUUCUGGUUUGACACUGUCUGGAUAAAAGAUAUCUCCAGACUCUUAUUAAUUAUUGAACAGUUUAGUUUUGAUAUAUGACCUCACUGAGUUAAGUGUUUUGAUUAGUUAUAAUUAAAACAGCACAAAAGAUCAGGUUGUCGGAAAAUAAUCACUUUUAUAAAUAAUUUCAUGACACGCCCAUCUUUUGUUGUUUGAAAUGAACAGAUACCUUAUAUGGGGUCAUUGUCUUUAACCUUUCAUCCCUAUAUAACUUUAUUAAACUCUACCAUGCAUUGAUCUGGAUAAGUUCAUUAUGGUCUACAAUGGUGAAAGGGUUAACGCAUGGAUAUACACUUGUCAACAUUUGUUGACAGAUGACGGGUGUAAAGCUGUAGAUAACAAGACACUUGGAGGGGGGCAGGUUUUCCCUGUUUAAAUAUGAUAGUUUUCGGGGUUUUCUAGAGUGUUUUCAAACAUUGUCAUUAUUUUAUUGAAAACUUCAUUAUUUAUCUUGAAUCAACUGGUGUUACCAGUUAAGAAAUUGUGAUGAAAAAUGGAAAAGGACUUUAAAAUGCAAUGUGGCAAUUGAAACCAGGUUUCAGAAUGUAAAUGCUUGCAUCUAUUAAUAUAUAUUUAUACAUUUAUAACAAAUGGGUAUAAAAAUUAUUGAAAAAUACUUCCUCUGAAAGUCCGAUCAGAUGUGAGUAUACGAAAUGAAAUCCAAAGGAUCCGAAUGAUACACAUAAUUGGUCAAGAAAUUUUUCUAUUUGUUGUACAUGUAUCGUUUUAUCAGUUUUAUAUAUUUAUAUAUUUUUGUACCUGGAAUUUUAUGAACGACUUGAUUUGUUAUUAUACCAAACGUUUUAGAAGCAGUAGUUAUGUGCUCUACAGAUUGAAAAACCUGUAGAAUAAAAAAAAUCCAAUAAGUAACAAAUGCAAAAAAUAUCUGAUCCUAUAUAUAUGAAUAUAAUGUUCCUUUUUAGUUCUUUCAACUCCAUUCCGAAUCGCGUUCAUUCAUCUAAAUGUACAUGUAUGUGUUCCUUUUGCUCUUUGUCACCGUGAUAAAAUCUCAUUUAGCAAAUAUGAUAGAUUUCCAUCAUCAGUGUAUCCAUUGAAGUGUUGAUGAAUCAUAGUAUUUUAGGUGAUUCCUAACACUAGUUAUGAAAACAGUGACAGAAUAUUUUUUCGCAGAUUUGCUAAGCUCAUUCACCCCUGACGACACAUUUGAACUCUUCCAAUUCAAAGGUUGGAAUAGUUCAUUAAGAAAUUUCAGGGGUGAGAUGAGUUUUAAAACUAUCAAAUUCACAGGAUCCACUUAACACAGAUUUAAGGUGUAGUGGUCAUACCACAUAGUGCUAGGGUAAGGGUGGAUUAAUUUGUUAUUAAUUUCACAGUAAAAUAAAACCUUGUUAUACUGCCACCAUUAUUUGUCCAGAGAAAUUUUGGUGUUAUAAAGGGGUUUUGUGAUAAAUUGAAAAUUUGUCAAAACCAUUUUUUCAAUAGAGAUUAACCUAUCCAAAAACUGUAAUAUAAAGUUUGUAUAAAAAUCAUUGUAAUAUGUAUUAAUGAUAUUAUUGCUGCUACUGUAUAUUGUAUGUAAAAUGCGUUUUCUGUGUUAACCAAUUUAUCUGUCGUAACAUGGUAUCCAUUAAUUGUCUGGCAACCAUUGGUCAAUGUUAUUUAAAA